Varroa destructor (honeybee mite) is the source of this 1631-nucleotide messenger RNA. It is a transcript of the gene CSN3, whose product is annotated as COP9 signalosome subunit 3. Gene Ontology annotation, cellular component: COP9 signalosome. Lineage: Eukaryota; Metazoa; Arthropoda; Arachnida; Mesostigmata; Varroidae. The record is from RefSeq and is a predicted model, not a curated record. Gene Ontology annotation, biological process: ubiquitin-dependent protein catabolic process.
CGGUGUUUUCAUAUACGCUGCUUGUUGUGUUCGCGCGUGAUUUGCAUUUAGUUGUGUCAGCAGAGGAACGUUCGUUGGGUAUUACUGAAGCCAUAGUAUUUCUAAAUCUAAAAUGAAUCAGGUGAUUGAACAAUUUGUAGUUAGCGUGCAGGAGCUCUCGGCGCAGAAUAGGUUUCAGGAACUCAAUGACAUUCUCGUGGCAUCCCAGGCUCUGGACCCAACUCAGAUACCCCUGUCAGCGCUGGACGUAGCUUUAGAAACACUCAACGCACAUCGACAUAGCCUUGGCGUUCUGUAUAUCCUUUUGGCGAAGCAUGCCCAACUGCGUCCCAGCGACGACUAUACCGAACUGUUCAAACAAAGCAAAGAACUUAUUUUGCAAGGCAACCCUGAACAAUUGCCCCAUGCGCAAGAUCAGUUUAUUGAGUUUUGCCACCAGGUUACCACACAGCUCGUGGAACGUCAGCAACCGAUGAAAGGAAUUCAUAUCCUCCAGGUCGCUAUCGGCAAAAUUCAGUGCAUUCGAUCGCAGCUGACUGCGUUGCAUGCAGAUCUUUGUCAGCUCUGUCUGUUAGCAAAAUGUCCUCAAGCUGCCUUGCGAAUUCUUGAUGUAGACAUCACUGACGUCCUCAAAGAGAAGACACAAAAUGUUAAAUACUUUCUCCUAUAUUUCUACUACGGCGGAAUGAUCUACACGGCAUUAAAGAAGUAUGAGAGAGCUUUGUUCUUCUUUGAGGCCGCUGUCACUGUCGAAUCCAUGGUUGUGUCGCACAUUGUUCUUGAGGCUUAUAAAAAACGCAUUCUUGUAUCUCUUAUCGCGCAUGGCAAAGUCGAGCCACUUCCCACAUGGACCUCCGCAGUUGUUGAAAGGUUCGCCCGCCAACUGUCGAAAUGUUAUCAUGACCUAGAAGCUGCUUAUGGGACAUCAUCAGUGGCUCAAGUUCAUGAUCUGUGUCAGAAGAACAGCGAGCGGUUUGCCCGCGACGGCAAUACCGGCCUCGUUAAACAGUGCGUCAGCGCUCUGACCCGAAAAAACAUCAAAAAGUUGACCAAAACCUUUCUCACGUUGAGCUUGGCAGACGUUGCCCAGCGCUGCGAGCUGGCCGGUGCCAAAGAAGCGGAAAGACAACUUUUCAACAUGAUUGAAGAUGGGGAGAUCUUUGCGUUGAUCAACCAGAAGGACGGCAUGGUGAAGUUCAUGGAUAGUCCAAAUAAGUUUAACAACACCAACUGCUUCCUCGAGCUCGAACAGAAGAUGCGUCGAUACAUUGAUAUUAAUGAAAAGAUUCGACGGCUUUCGGAAGAAAUCGCUCUAGACCCCAGAUUCAUACAAAAAUCAACGUCUCACGAUGAUGAGAUGACUGGCCCCGCAGUGAGUGUAAACUAUACUCGGAGCAGCCGACUGCCUGGAUCGUUCAACCGGCUUGUUCGGGAGGUAAAUUCAUCAGGCGCUCGGGGAUCUACGUCGUGAGGUGCACGCACAUAAUUUAUUGAGGAUGAGCAAGUGUGAGGAGGAAAAAAUCUUCAUAUUUGCCAAUUAUAUUAUUACUAUAUUAUGAAGUACAAUGUACUCCGGCGUUUUGUAUUAUGAUAAACGUUAUGUAUUGUAAUAAACAACACCGCUCGUUGUC